UGAAAAUAGGCGUAGGUCGGCGUUUGCGGCGGGGACGGAAGGCGGAAGCAGAGCUUGAGCGGGAGGCGGAGCCGGGGGAGCCGCUCUUAGCUCCCCUGGCUCUGGGCCCAGCAGCUCGAGGGGGAGGAGUUACCGCCGCUCUUCGGCAUUAGAACUUACCAUGAUGGCUGUGACCUAAAAUCUUCAGGAAGCCAGGGGGUCAUGGCCCAGAAGCACCCCGGAGAAAGACAGUCGUGUGGAGCCCACCACAGUGGUGGUGCCUCCCUCGGGACUUUAGGACCCUCUCUGGACCCUGAAAUACUUUCAUUCUCAGGACUCAGGGACUCAGCGAGGCCUGCUCCAAAUGGUACCCGCUGCCUCACAAAGCACUCUAGUCCUAAGUACACGCAGCCCCCAAACCCAGCCCACUGGUCGGAUCCAAGCCAUGGCCCCCCCAGGGGUCCAGGACCCCCUAGAAAUGGAGAGGACCCUGAUCAGAGUGAGGCAUCUUCAGAAGAAGAGUCAGGAGUGGAUCAGGAACUCUCAAGAGAGAAUGAGGCUGGGCACCCGGAGGAUGAAAACCCUUCUUUUCUUUCCAUUCCAUCUGCUUGCAACUGCCAGGGAACCCCUGGAAUCCCUGAAGAGCCUUACUCUGGGGGAGGAGAUAACUCUUCUAGCAACUUUUGCCACCAUUGUAUGUCUCCAGCUUUAGGAGAACAUGAAGAGUUGGAAGAGGAAUAUGAUGAUGAGGAACCCAAGUUCCCCAGUGAUUUUUCUCGUGUGCCCAGUGGAAAGAAACCUCCACCCCGGAGACAGCGGCACCGUGUUGCAGCCAAGGACGAUACUUGGGAGGGUGGACGCAGGGAUCCCAGGUCCCCUGGUCGACAUCGGCUGGGCCGGAAACGAAGUCAAGCAGAUAAGCGCAGAGGCUUGGGAUUAUGGGGAGCAGAAGAACUGUGUCAGCUUGGACAAGCAGGUUUCUGGUGGCUGAUCGAACUGCUGGUAUUGGUGGGAGAGUAUGUGGAAACUUGUGGCCAUCUCAUCUAUGCAUGCAGGCAGCUGAAAGGCAGUGAUUUGGACCUUUUUCGAGUCUGGGCAGGAGUCUGGGCAGGGCGACUGGGUGGCUGGGCCCAGGUAAUGUUCCAGUUUCUGAACCAGGGGUUUUGCUAUGGGGCAGGGCUAUUCACCCGUUUUCUUAGGCUACUGGGUGCUUUGCUGCUUCUGGCUCUGGCCCUCUUGUUGGGCUGUCUGCAGGUGGCCUGGCAGUUUCUUGUGAGACUGGGUGACAGGUUAGGCUGGAGGGCUAAAGCCACCUGGCUCUUCUCUUGGCUGGAUUCUCCCACCUUACAGCGUUGUCUGAUUGUGCUGAGAGAGAGCAGGCCAUGGCAGCAGAUGGUGAGAAUGGUUCAGUGGGGUUGGCUGGAGUUGCCUUGGGUCAAACAGAGGACUAACAGACAAGAGAAUGCACCUGUAGCUAGUGGUCGCUAUUACCAGCCUGAAGAGGAAGUGACUCGACUCUUGACCAUGGCUGGGGUUCCUGAAGAUGAGCUAAACCCUUUCCACGUCUUGGGGGUUGAAGCCACAGCAUCAGAUGUUGAAAUGAAGAAGGCCUAUAGGUCGGAGACGGAGCGGGUCAAAGUUCCUGUGCUGAUCAGUAGUGAGAUCGCGCCUCUGAAUAGCCACUGCACUCCAGCCUGGGUUCAUCCUGACAAAAAUCAUCAUCCCCGGGCUGAGGAGGCCUUCAAGGUUUUGCGGGCAGCUUGGGACAUUGUCAGCAAUCCUGAAAGGCGGAAGGAAUACGAGAUGAAACGAAUGGCAGAGAAUGAGCUGAGCCGGUCAGUGAAUGAGUUUCUGUCCAAGCUGCAGGAUGACCUCAAAGAGGCAAUGAAUACUAUGAUGUGCAGUCGAUGCCAGGGAAAGCACAGGAGGUUUGAAAUGGACCGGGAACCUAAGAGUGCCAGAUACUGUGCUGAGUGUAAUAGGCUGCAUCCUGCUGAAGAAGGAGACUUUUGGGCAGAGUCAAGUAUGUUGGGCCUCAAGAUCACCUACUUUGCAUUGAUGGAUGGAAAGGUGUAUGACAUCACAGAGUGGGCUGGAUGUCAGCGAGUAGGAAUCUCCCCAGAUACUCAUAGAGUCCCCUAUCACAUCUCAUUUGGUUCUCGGAUACCAGGCACCAGUGGGCGACAGAGAGCCACUCCAGAUGCCCCUCCUGCUGACCUUCAGGAUUUCUUGAACCGGAUAUUUCAAGUACCCCCGGGACAGAUGUCCAAUGGGAACUUCUUUGCAGCUCACCCUGGCCCUGGGGCCACCGGAGCUUCCAAGCCCAACAGCACAGUACCCAAGGGAGAAGCCAAACCGAAGAGGCGGAAGAAAGUGAGGAGGCCCUUCCAACGUUGACACUUGUUUUCUUCUUUCCUCAAAUCAAUGUCAGGGAGUCAAAAGGGCUGUGUACAGCAUAGGAUGGAGUUUGAUUUAUUUUUAAAUAUUUUAAAAAGGGAAACUUUUAAGCUCAAAUUGUUCACUCAGUACUUGUAGGAAGCCCCAGAACCACUCUCCCUCCUCCACCGGUACCCAGGAACUGAAUCUGGUCUUCUGACAAUACCAAAGAAAUAGGGGGUGGCUACAGCAAAGAACCUAGGGCAUGGACCUGGGCUGGACAAUAUCUCCCAGAGGAGUGUGGGAACUGGGUAUUUCCCUAGGGUCUGUAUGCCUUUGUCUUGUCUUUUGCUUCUACAGCAGAUGACUUUCCCUCCUCUUUUUAAACUAUGAGUCUGUCUUAUUUCUUGACCCAGUUCAGGGCUCCCUCCUGAAUAUACUAGUUAGCCCAAUACUAGUUAAAAGACAGAACAAGAAAGCAUGUAACUCUAAUUAUAGGAGAUAAGAGUUCAGAGAGUGGGAACUCUGAAUUUUUUCUGUCACCUUGUGGGUAACUUCCCAACUUCAUGCUUGUUGCUGCAGGGAUGGCCAAACUAAUAAUUUUAAAAAAAUCAGACUCAUGCCCUCUGCCCUUGGGUGAGGGGAAAGAAUAAAGGGGUUCCUGGUAGGCCCCUUAUGAUCCAAGGGUUUGUAUUUUUUUAAGUUUGUUGAUAUUUGUAUGUACAUAACUAUUUAAAGCCAGGGGAUUAUCUUUCUAUAAAUAUGUAACUGGCAA
Messenger RNA from Myotis brandtii (Brandt's bat), 3130 nucleotides. RefSeq names its product DnaJ (Hsp40) homolog, subfamily C, member 14 (gene DNAJC14). The transcript has 8 exons. Gene Ontology annotation, molecular function: dopamine receptor binding. The record is from RefSeq and is a predicted model, not a curated record. The coding region runs from base 202 to 2376 and encodes 724 amino acids. Lineage: Eukaryota; Metazoa; Chordata; Mammalia; Chiroptera; Vespertilionidae.